CUCAAAGUAGGAUAGACUCUGCGCGCUUUAGUUCAACCGGGCUAGACUGACUCAGACUUGGUUGGCUGACUCCUGAUGCCCAACAAUGCAGACCAGGCCACAAACGUUUGAAAAGUUAUCUUUGCGCACGGGGCUGGCGGCGAGGGGUCUCAGGAGCGACUGCAGCAUGGAUCAGGCCACAAAUGUUGGUUUCUCUGCAUCCCUGUGGAAAGUCAUUUGAAGAGUCAGAAGGAGACAUGAACAGCCUCGCUGCGGUGCCAGAGGAGAUCAUUUAGUCUUUCCAUGCUGGAUUUAGCAAGAGCUCUGAAUGUUUAAAUCUGGAGUAUCAGUUAAGCUUAAGUUUAUUUCAUUUCUGUGACAAUUUUACUUUCAAUAGCAUCUCCUCGGUGUUUUGUUUUGUACAACCCUUGGAUAAUCACCUACACUGCGGAGUCACUUUUGGAGACGUUGGAUCUGAAUUACGCACGGGAUUCCUCUAACCAAUGACAGCUUCUAAGUGGUUUGUUGCUCCCUCACUUCACCCCCUCAGCUCCCUUUAUCGCACCCAUCCACCGUAUCACUCCCCUCACCAGGUUAGGUAGACGCGGGGAGUGAAAGCCUCUCUGUCUCUUUCAGUGCGCCAGCGUGGGCCGAGGAUGUGGUGGGGGGGAGGUUUCCCGAUGUAUGUCACCGUGAUUGUGACUCUACUCCUGGUCAUUAUCGACGUGAAAGCCAGCGGGGAGUAUUGCCACGGCUGGCACGACUCCCAGGGCGCGUGGAAAGAAGGGUUCCAGUGCCCGGAGAAGAUCGACGGAGAGGACUCGAUCAUCUGCUGCGGGAAAUGCGAGCUGCGCUACUGCUGCUCCAGCACGGACGCACGGCUGGAUCAGGGGAGCUGCGAUAACGACCGGCAGGCUCAGGCGCCCGGGACAGAGAGCAAGGAGAACAAGGACUCCGGUGCAGUGCCCAUCUAUGUGCCGUUCCUGAUCGUGGGCUCAGUGUUUGUAGCUUUCAUCCUGGUGGGCUCUGUGGUUGCUGUGUGCUGCUGCCGCUGCCUCCGGCCCAAACAGGAACUGUCAUCAGGAGGUGCAACAGGAGGCGGGGCCGGCGGUGGUCGCCUCCUGGAAACCAUCCCUAUGAUGGCCAGUGCGGGGACCUCUAGAGGUUCAUCGUCCCGCCAGUCCAGCACUGCCACCUCGUCCAGCUCCUCCGCCCCGCCCGCCGCACCCCGCCCUGCUCCCCCUCCUCUCAUGCGGGCUCAGGCCUCCUGCUGCCUGCCCCCUGAUGCCAGCGUCUUCGUCAACAUGCCCACUAACUUCUCUGUACUCAACUGCCAGCAGGCCACACAAAUCAUGCCUCACCAGGGACAGUUUCUGCACCCGCAGUACAUCGGCUACGCCCACCCUACCCCAGCCUUCCUGGACCCCACUCAGGGAGGGUACAGGCCCCUCCAGUCCCCCUGCCCUCCUCCCACCGGUGUGUCCAGUGUCACCAGUGACCAGAAAUACCCUCCAGUGACUGUGUGAUGAGGGGCCAACCUGCAGACCACUCUGCCACUUUGUUGUGAUGUUUAACCUGUGAGGUCUGCACCAGAGACCUUUUGGGGGAAGCUGCCAGAGUGGAAAAAAGAAAGGCAGGGAGUCAGACUCACAUGAAGGACUCAUAAAGCCAUUUGGGCAGCAGGGUCUGCCCUGCUAUUGUGUGUGGUGUGUCUCUGUUUAGUGUGUCAUAUAUGGUCUCCUGGAAGGUUGGAAUGAGCUAAGCUCAGCCUAUGGUGGGGUAAGAUGGAUGCAUAAACAAUUUUCUGUCUUGAUGCAAAGACAAAACUGCAUAUUGGAGGGUUAUACAGCCCAGAUGGGUGAGAAUGCACAGCUCACUGCAGCCUGCAGCUCAAAUAAAGACUGCAUGUGUUUGUAUGUAUGUGUAUGUGAGAGUGAGAAAAAGAUUUGUUGGCUUAUAUGUGCUGGAAUGAGUGAUGACUGGAUGAUUUAUAGCAGUGAACUGUAUGAAAAGUGGAUAUUCAAGCAAAAAAAAAAAAAACUAUGACCACAUGCUGUGUUUAUGCCAUGUGCACAUCUGCACUUGUGAAUGGUUGUGAGUGGUUUAUACAAUACAGUAUAUGAUUGUUUGUGUUGAAAGUAUGAGGAAAGAAAGCAUGUGAAAAGAUGUUUGUACUGUAUGUGUGUGAGUUAGUGUGAAGUGUGAAGGGAUGUGGUUGUAUGAGUAACUGUGAGUGAACUGUGUGUAAUGGGAAAUGCAGGUGGCGUGAUGUGAAAGGCAGUCGCAAUCUCCCUGCAGAACAUUUAAACUCUAAUGAAGUGAACACAGGACAUAGACUGUGACGCUCCACCCUACUAUACAACCCCCCUCCUGCCACCCAAAAAGAAAAAAUACAAAAAAACACAACUGCCCUGAGUGGAAACACACACACAGACCCCCCCCCCAAAAAUAUCAAAUAUUCACGCAAGGCUGGCAGUUAAUGUACCUGACAAGUGUGAGUGUGUGACAGAGAAGGAGUGAGAGGCACCUCUCUGAAGAUUACAGUUAAUUAUACAGUGAAAACUCUGCCAACUGCCCCCUUCACUUCUCUCCUGUGAGAGGUGUACGUGUGCAUGUGUGUGUGUAUUGAACACUCCCACAGUUUAGUGCGUUACCUGAGGGCACGGGCAGCUCCAGGGCAGCUUUGAGUCAUUAUUUUCCACUUGAGAAAGGCACAGAAAUGACGGUCAUUGGUUGUUAAUCGGAAAAAAACCCCCAAAAACUAGCCAAACUUGCAUUUUUUCAGCUGUUCUCUGUACUGUUGCGCAGCUGGGUCACUGGUAACUCAGUAACAUGCAACUUGAGGAAUGUGCUGCUCCACUGAGCAUGAAGCCUUUAAUGUCCCUUAGUGCUGAAACCGGUGUGUUUGUGUACCUCAUCUGUACUCUGAGCACAACGUCUGUAAGAUACAGUAGGCAGCUUGUGUGUGACAAAAUAGGAGCAUCUGUAAAAUUAUGUAUGAAAAUUGGUCCAAUUUGAUGCAGGAGUGACAUUUUUCAUAUGAAUUCUAAAAAAUAAACUUUCAAACAGAAA
Molecule: messenger RNA, 3051 nt
Organism: Siniperca chuatsi (mandarin fish)
Lineage: Eukaryota; Metazoa; Chordata; Actinopteri; Centrarchiformes; Sinipercidae
Product: protein shisa-2
Exons: 2
Coding region: 636-1505 (289 amino acids)
Source: RefSeq, a predicted model, not a curated record